Sporothrix schenckii 1099-18 is the source of this 261-nucleotide messenger RNA. RefSeq lists its product as uncharacterized. The coding region runs from base 1 to 261 and encodes 86 amino acids. The record is from RefSeq and is a predicted model, not a curated record. The transcript has a single exon. NCBI's taxonomy places the organism in Eukaryota, Fungi, Ascomycota, Sordariomycetes, Ophiostomatales, Ophiostomataceae.
AUGUCGGCGAUGAGGCGGCGAGAAGGGAGGCAGAAAAGAAAAGAGCGCAGAAAAGAAGAGAGGAAAAGGAGACAGAGAAAGGGUGACAGAGGGAAAUGCAGAAUCGGAAAACAGAAACAAAAGGAGGGUGAGCAGACCAAAGAGGAAAGGGGGUGUAACGAGAGGGAAGAGAAGGAACAAACCAGCGGAAGGGAUGAAGAAGAAAGGACCAGGGCAGGACGAGGGAAAGAACGAAGAUGGGAGGGGUGUGGGCAUGGAUAG